Myotis lucifugus (little brown bat) is the source of this 3354-nucleotide messenger RNA. RefSeq names its product aminolevulinate dehydratase (gene ALAD). Gene Ontology annotation, molecular function: porphobilinogen synthase activity; zinc ion binding. Bases 1690 to 3144 code for a protein of 484 amino acids. Gene Ontology annotation, biological process: heme biosynthetic process. The transcript has 12 exons. Lineage: Eukaryota; Metazoa; Chordata; Mammalia; Chiroptera; Vespertilionidae. The record is from RefSeq and is a predicted model, not a curated record. Gene Ontology annotation, cellular component: cytosol.
GGUGCUGGGUCCCAUGGUGACUUGCUCUUGACUCUCGGGGAGGUGUGACAGGAUUUAAGCAGUGACUUGCAAGCUCCCUUGAUUUGAGAGAAGUGCCCUGCCAAGUGUAUGAAAAUCUCCCAAACCUCCCCCUGGCUUUUGCUCUGCAAACAGAGAUGCAACUCUGUUGCUCAGGGGUGUUUUUCUACCCCACACAUAUUGAUUCAGCACCUGUUGUGACAGGAUGACCAUGCGUGGUGCAGGGUUUGGCACUGGACUAGAAGCCAGGAGAUCCCGUGCUCAAGCCCAGCUCUGUACCUGACUCACUGUGUGAUAUCAGACAGGUCCUGUUGCCUCUCUGCAUGCAAUUUCCACAUCAGAAUGAAAGCGAUAAACAGGAUUGGUGAUUUUCAACUUAACUUUUUUAUUACUGAUACCCGUUUCUCAAAUCAAAUCUCCCUGAACCCUAAAAUUAAAAUACAACAACACACAGAUAUUAAAGCGGAACUGCCCUAGUGAGGGCCUCUCCCUCGACACUCUCACCCUCCCUUGUCCCCCACCUCCUGCAAAGCUCCUAGGCAGCCCUGCCCUGUUGCUGCUGAUAAACAGAAGGCGUUUAUUUGCUCCCUCAGCCUUCUAAAGUAGAAGCGAGAAUGAAGCCAGUGGAAUGCAGCUCUGGAUUCCAGAAGCUGGGAGCUGCCACAAAGGUUGCUGCUAUCUGAGACCUCUCCAGCCACCAGAGCAAAGCAAAGAUAGUCGAGGCAGAGAGGUGCCUGCUGAAUCAAGUGUUUACCAGGACUAGUAGAUAAAACCGAGCACUCUUGUCUAGAACAAAUUCAAAUUCUGGCUGUUACUAACUAGCUGUGUAGUCUUGGGCAAGUGACAGCCUCUCUGAGCUAGGCUAAUCCCUGGCAGACCUGGGAGCAAAUCCUUUUUUUUUUUUUUAAUAUUUUUUAUUGAUUUUAUAGAGAGAGGAAGGGAGCGGGAGAUAGAAACAGCAAUGAGAGAGAAUCAUUGAUAGGCUGCCUCCUGCACGCCCCCCACUGGGGAUCAAGCCCACAACCUGGACAUGUCACCUGACUGGGAAUCAAACUUUGGACUUCUUGGUACACAGAACAACACUCAACCAACUGAGCCACACUGGCCGGGCUGAGAGCAAAAUCUUGCACAAAAUGGUCACUCGGGACUUUGUAACUGCCGAAUGAUUGCUCAUUUGGGAGUUGGGACAUUUCGGGGAGGCCUGGCUUGCUCCUGUGUCAGAUGAUAUGGUGGCUCAAGGGUGGGGUGGUAGGAUGGGGCCCCGUGUGGCUCCUGAUAACCCCAAUCCUGACAGGAAGGCGGGUCAGAUAAAAAGAGGCCUGGGAGACUGGGGAGAAAGGUAUCAUCCGUGUACUAAAGGACUCCCCAGGCCAAGGGGAUGUGUCACCUCGGAUAAGUCCCUGCCUUUCUCUGAGCCUUGAGAUCCCAUUCACACAAGGAGAGAUGAGUGGCUCUUGAUAUUUUUUCUUCCCUACUUGGCUACUGAGUGUCCCCCCAGGCACCUUGCCUGAAGGUGGCGUGGAAGUACAUUAACCAGCAAUCUGUAAAGGUGUCUCCAGACUGACAAACGAAGCAGGACACAGCUAAUCAUUAACUGUGAGGCUUUGGUGCUGGCUGAGAUGAGCUAGGUCAGAGUUCUCAGCAUGGAAAAAUAAAAGCAGGGAUGCAAAGAUGGAGUCACUUUUGUUCACAUCGACAUCUGUACACGCCUCCAAAAGGACGUCUCUAAAACGGAGCUCUCCACCUCCUCUCCAAGCUGAACACCCAGGAGCCCUCAGUUCCAACCAGCUGGCUACCCUGUACCCUGACUGCUCACCAUGCAGCCCCAGUCUGUUCUCCACAGCGGCUACUUCCACCCACUGCUUCGGACCUGGCAGGCAGCCGCCACUACAUUCAGUGCCUCCAACCUCAUCUACCCCAUCUUUGUCACGCCCUGGGCUUGGCCAGGCAGGGGGACCAGACACUGGACCCUGUCCUCCUCCCAACAUCUCCACUUCCAUAUUCCUUCCCGGCUCCCCAGCCAUCCCCCCUCGCCACCCCCUCACCACUGGCCCUUUCCACAGCUACCAAUCCAUAGCCCACCCCCACUCUUGCAGGGAUGUUCCUGAUGAUGUACAGCCUAUUGCCAGCCUUCCAGGAGUGGCCAGGUAUGGUGUGAACCGGCUAGAAGAGAUGCUGAGGCCCCUGGUGGAAGAGGGCCUGCGCUGCGUCCUGGUCUUUGGUGUCCCCAGUAGAGUUCCCAAGGAUGAGCGGGGCUCUGCAGCGGACGCCGAGGACUCCCCGACUGUCGAAGCAGUUCGUCUGUUGCGCAAGACCUUCCCCAGCCUGCUGGUGGCCUGCGACGUCUGCCUGUGCCCCUACACCUCCCAUGGUCACUGUGGGCUUCUGAGCGAGAAUGGGGCUUUCCAGGCCAAGGAGAGCCGCCAGCGGCUGGCAGAGGUGGCUCUGGCCUAUGCCAAGGCAGGAUGUCAGGUGGUAGCCCCGUCGGACAUGAUGGAUGGACGCGUGGAAGCCAUCAAGGAGGCUCUGAUGGCACAUGGAUUUGGCAACAGGGUAUCGGUGAUGAGCUAUAGCGCCAAAUUUGCUUCCUGUUUCUAUGGACCUUUCCGGGACGCGGCUCAGUCAAGCCCAGCUUUUGGAGACCGCCGCUGCUACCAGCUGCCACCGGGAGCACGAGGCCUGGCGCUCCGAGCAGUGGACCGGGAUGUCCGGGAAGGAGCCGACAUGGUCAUGGUGAAGCCGGGAAUGCCCUACCUGGAUAUUGUGCGGGAGGUGAAGAACAAGGUGAGCACAGAGCAGAGACAAGGGGAGCUCAGGGAAAUGAGAGAGUGUGUCCGCGGGCUCUGGGACCUUAGAUUGAUGGACUGCAGAAUCUCAGAGUUGGAAGCAAUCUGCCCCUGGACAGGAAUCCUCCCCUCCCUGCCCCUGCCCAGGAGCCACCAGUGGGCAGAAGCCUUUGAACAGCUCUGCUCUAACAGUUUAAGAAUGGGUCCCGCCCUAACUGGUUUGGCUCAGUGGAUAGAGCAUUGGCCUGCAGACUCACGGGUCCCAGGUUCGAUUCCAGUCAAGGGCAUGUACCUUGGUUGUGGGCACAUACCCAGUGGGGAGUGUGCAGGAGGCAGCUGAUUGAUGUUUCUCUCUCAUCGAUGUUUCUAACUCUACAUCCCUAUCCUUUCCUCUCUGUAAAAAAAUCAAUAAAAUAUAUAUUUUAAAAAAAAGAAUGGGUCCCCAGCAGUGCCUCAGGGCAUGGGGCUCAAGAUGGUCAAAGGUUGGGCAGGGAACAAGGGACCCUCCCAGGGGUACACCCACCCUCCACUUCUACCUACUGCUGCUUCU